Messenger RNA from Anas platyrhynchos (mallard), 2966 nucleotides. It is a transcript of the gene SLC19A1, whose product is annotated as solute carrier family 19 member 1. Gene Ontology annotation, molecular function: folic acid binding; folate:monoatomic anion antiporter activity. Gene Ontology annotation, biological process: folate transmembrane transport. Lineage: Eukaryota; Metazoa; Chordata; Aves; Anseriformes; Anatidae. Gene Ontology annotation, cellular component: apical plasma membrane; plasma membrane; basolateral plasma membrane. The record is from RefSeq and is a predicted model, not a curated record.
ACCCCAAAUCCCCCCCGGCGUCCUGAGGAGCUCCCCUGCCCCGAGGGAGCGCCCCAAAGGGAUUCCCUGGGCGGGGGGCUUUUUGGGGGGCUUUCCCCUCUCCCCUUGCGCAGGUCCCCCCGCAGCCGUGCCCCCCGGGGUGUCCCCUGGCCAAGGUCACCAGGCGAUGCGUCCUGCUGGCCCUGGCACCGCUUGGCUCUGGGGAGGGCUCCGGGGGGCUGCCGGGGGCAUCCCAGCGGGGAUGGAGGGAUGGAGCCUGGGGCUUGGGGACCCCCGUGUGUCCUGCCAGCCCCUUGGGGACAGUGACACAGCUGCCAGGGGACCACUCAGACAGAGCUCAGCCCCCUCGCGGAGCACCUGCUCCUGGUGGGAAUGCAGCCCCCCGGGGUGGGCACCAACUGGAAACUGUGCUCGGCCACAUCGGCAGCCCAGCGCCGUGACUGAGCCCGAGCCGGGGCAGAGUCCAGGCUGGCCGGGCACUGGGGACACGGGGCGGGCGCUGCGGGGGGUUCGCUGCCUGCCCCUUGCCCUGCCCGGCCCCGUCCUGCUGAGCGCAGCGUGGCACGGCUGCUGGGUGCUGGGUGCUGGGUGCUGGGUGCUGGGCUCGGGGGGCCAGGGUGGGCCGUAGGAAACAGCGCUGAUCCCUCGAGGAAUGGCAGGCGUGCCGGGGCAGGCGAGGGCUUGUCGUGCCGCCGGCUUGGUUUUCCUAAUUCUGCGUCCUGCUUCGGAUCCACGCCGUCCCCCGGGCUCCGCGCUGCGCCCGUGUGAGAGGAACGUCUCCCGGGGAGAGAAGACGCCGCGGCGGCGUGUCCUUCGAUGUGCCGAGGGGUGCCCGCGGCUGCAGAGGAGCAGCUCAGUGUGGCAGCACCCUCCUAGAUGACGGUGCCGGGGCCGGAGCUGCCGUCCCACCGCCGCGCCACCAGCACCAUGGCCAAGCAGGAUGAGAGCAAGAAGCCGCCCUCGGAGACAGCGCCGGACCAGCGCUGGAAGCUGCAGGUCUUCUACCUCUGCUUCUACGGCUUCAUGACGCAGAUCCGGCCCGGGGAGAGCUUCAUCACCCCCUACCUGCUGGGGCCCGACCAGAACUUCACACGGGAGGAGGUGACCAACGAGAUCACGCCGGUGCUGAGCUACUCGUACGUGGCGGUGCUGGUGCCCAUCUUCCUGCUGACCGACUACCUGCGCUACAAGCCCGUGCUGGUGCUGCAGAGCCUGAGCCACAUCUCCAUCUGGCUGCUGCUGGUGCUGGGCACCUCCGUGCUGGCCAUGCAGCUGAUGGAGUUCUUCUACGGCGUCACCAUGGCCGCCCGAAUCGCCUACUCCUCCUACAUCUUCUCCCUCGUCGCCCCGUCCCGCUACCAGCGCAUGGCCAGCUACUCGCGCACCGCUGUGCUCCUGGGCGUCUUCACCAGCUCGGUGCUGGGGCAGCUCUGCGUCACGCUGGGCGGCGUCCCCUUCCUCACCCUCAACUACGUCUCGCUGGGCUUCGUCACCUUCGGCCUCCUCCUCACCCUCUUCCUGGAGCGGCCCAAGCGCAGCCUCUUCUUCAACCGGCCCGAGGGGGCUUGCAACGGGGCUGCUGCGCCCACCGAGCUGGAUAAGAUGGCCGGGGGGGACGGCGAGGGGGCACAGGGGGGCUGGAGGGACAUGGUGCUGUGCCGCAUGCUGCGGGAGGUGUGCGCCCUGGCCAAGCAGUCGCAGCUCCAGCUCUGGUCCUGCUGGUGGGUCUUCAACUCGGCCGGCUACUACCUGGUGCUGUACUACGUGCAGAUCCUCUGGAACGAGAUCUACCCGGCCAAGGACAACCGCCGGGUGUACAACGGCGGGGUGGACGCCGCCUCCACGCUGCUGGGGGCCAUCGCCUCCUUCGUGGCCGGCCACGUGAAGAUCCGCUGGGCGCUGUGGUCGGCGCUGGUGAUCGGGUUGGUGACGGCCGUCCAGGCGGGGCUGCUGAUGCUCAUGAACACCACCAGCAACAUCUGGCUGUGCUACGCCGCCUACGUCCUCUUCCGCGGCUCCUACCAGUUCCUGGUGCCCAUCGCCAUUUUCCAGAUUGCUACCUCCCUUUCCAAAGAGCUCUGCGCGCUCGUCUUCGGGGUCAACACCUUCUUCGGCACCGUGCUGAAGACCAUCAUCACCAUCAUCGUGGCCGACAAGAGGGGCUUGGGCCUCUCCGUGCAUCCCCAGUUCUACGUCUACUUCGGCUACUUCAUGCUGCUGGCAGCAGCCUACCUGAUGGUGGCCGUCGCCGUGGGCGUCCGGCACAGCCGCCGCGCGCAGCCACCGGAGCCGGUCCCCGCCACGGCUGCGGUGCGGGAGAAGAGCCCAGAGGCAGACGCCACGGAAGCCUGAGUGUCAACACCCAGCUGGGCAGGACGGACGGAGAGCUGGAUGGACAGACAGACCGACAGACGGGCUCCCUUGGCACAGCGCCUGGCCCCGGCAGCGGGUCAGGGCUCGGUAACCGAGCGUCACCACCACCACCACCGGCGUGUGCUGGUCCUGAGGAUGCAGGGACCCACCUUCUGCCCCAGCUGCUCCGUGGGGUGCAGAGGAGGAUGCUGGCGUGGCGCAGAGCCAGCAGCCAGCCCCGAGGCUUGCUCUUCCCACCCCUUUUGGGGGCUGACGUGGCCCCAAACACGACCAGAGCGGAGGCAGGGUGCCCGCGGCAGCACCACCAGGUACCACGCGAGGGGAGCGGCGGGGGUCCAGGGGGGCCCGGGCACCGGCUCCCCAUCGUCCUGCAGAGCUGUGUGGAGCCAGGCUACAAGAGGAUAACAUUUCUUUAUUCAGUGCCUUUAGAAAAUGGUUUAUGGGACACAACGGACAAAAAUAUAAAGAUCCACAGGCUUUAAAUUGCAUUAAUUACACAAAAUACAGUAGACUGUAAGAAAUAGAGGCCGUGUGACUCGCACAGCUUUUAUGGUAAUAAUUUCCAUACAAUAAUAAAAAGCUAGUUACAGAUU